Messenger RNA from Drosophila eugracilis, 510 nucleotides. RefSeq lists its product as uncharacterized. The record is from RefSeq and is a predicted model, not a curated record. The coding region runs from base 1 to 264 and encodes 87 amino acids. The transcript has a single exon. NCBI's taxonomy places the organism in Eukaryota, Metazoa, Arthropoda, Insecta, Diptera, Drosophilidae.
AUGCGAAACAACAAGGCAGACAACACCCAACGGCAAAAACUCCGCCUGGUAGAAAAGAGACAGCGGCAGCGACGCGUCUGGGAGCCUACAAUUGCGGUUAAGUUACUAGCAGUGCUUAUAAAUUCACAAAUAAAAUUGCUUAUAUAUGAACUUCUGGUAAAAGCAAAUCAAAUAGGUGUACUAAUAUUUUCACCCUGGACAUUCAUCCUGAACAAAAAAUAUAUUUAUAUUUCCAAAAAUGUUAAGUUAAAUUGCUAUCCAUAGCACUUGUAGUGCUAAAAUAUUGACCGCCAUUGUAGAUGGAGGAGAUCUGCUUGAGAGAGUGUGUGUGCCAAAAAGGUAAGCGGAGGGAGCGGAGUGGGCGGUGCAGGCUGCAGGAAGAGCCCCAAAGCUAGCGUGUGUGUGUGAGUGGGUCGCCAAAAGGAAAACAAAGUAUAAGUGGUGCCCAAAAAGAACGAUGCUCGAACGCAAAGUAACUCAUAUUCGCGAAAUCGCAAGCUUGAGACUGUG